UGUAAACAUUUGUUUAGGGUCUUCUGACUUGGCUCUGUGCUAGGGGAGAAUAUAAAAACAUACAAAAAUAAUAUUUUUAAAGAGUUUACAUUAUAUUGGAGGGAUACAACUUUUUAAACUAUGUAUGGUAAUUUAAGAAGGGGGAGAGCUGUGUAUCUUUUUUUGUGUGUGAAUGAUGGAACUGAAAGUAUGAAGAGAAGAGUGCUAGUAACAGCCUCAUUGGGUGUCAAACAUAGGGAACAAAAAAACUCAAAAGGUGGAUUAGAAAAACGGGCAAACCAGAAUAAUGUCAUGUCAUUGGGUAUCAAGAGAACAAAAAAUAUCUAGAAGUGUUUAGAGUAGCAAGUAUUCCAGAGAGUGGGAGGAGAAUGAGGAUGGAUAAAAAGGACAGUUGAUUUUAUAUCUGGGGUAUUUGUUUUCAAGAGGGAAGUUUUAGGGAAUUGGAAAGUGGGAACCCAACUCAAGAGUUUAAGUAUAUCAUGAGUAAUUAGAGGUGAUGAAUUCAGACCCUUCAUGAAGUAAGGGGAAAGUAAUGGUAUGAUUGGGUAGUCAGAAAUGCUGAAUAUGAGAAAUUUAAAGAAAUACAGAUUUAGCUCAUGCAUUUAUUAAACACCUGCUGUGUCAGCAUUAAGUACUGGGAAGAAAAACACCAAAGUGAGACAGCCUCUUUCUUCAAAGAGCUUACCCUCUAACUUUUUUUUUUUUUUUUUGGUUUGGCAAGGAAAUCUGGGUCAAGUGACUUGCCCGGGUCACACAGAUAGUGUCAAGUAUCUUAAGGCCAAAUUUGAACUCUGGUCCUCCUGAUUCCAGGAUCAGGGCUGUCUCUAACAUUCUUGUAUCAGCAAGUGCAGAGUGAAAUAAACAAUUAAUGACUACAUUAAUAUAAACUAAAAUAAUGCUAGAAGGGUCCUGAACUCUAAAUAAUCAGAAUGAGCCAUCUCAGAAGAAAAGGUGAUAAAAUCUGCAUUCCCCUCUCUUGACUGAUUGGAGUGAAUGAAUGGCACAGAAUAUUUAAUAUACUGACAGCCAUAGUCAUGGUGUUGCUUGUGUUUGCUUUAACAGUUUUUCUUUGUUACAAGGGGAGAAUUGUCUGCUAUUGGGUCAUAGUCAUAAAUGACUAAAACACAAAAACAAAUGGUAUAAAUGUGAAUUUUAUUUUAACAUUUUAAAAAUUGGAGAUGGAGGGAGGAGGAGAUGAUGCUAGUAGUUGUUGAUAGCAGUACCAAGGGAAUUUAUUUUAAGGGUAAGGGAAAGCCAAGCCUCUUAGUGGUUGGAAGUGAAGGAAACUGAAGCUGUGAGGGAGAGAUAUAGGAGUUAUUUGAUAGAGUAAGAUCCAUGAAGAUUUGGGACUGCUUGAGUUUAAUAGAGGUAGAAGGGUUUAACCUUUGAGGGUGGGAGGGAUUUUUUAUACUCUCUGAUAUAGGAGAGAAAGAGGAAGAAGAGAUCAGUGAAGACAGAAAUUUUUGAGAUAAAGAAGAAAGAAAUUGAGGGAGCAGCUGUUGAUUCAUUCCUAAGGAGAGGCUUGGACAUUGAGCAUUGUCAGAGUCGAGAAAAAUGUUAACAUUUCCACCUGCGGUGUUAGUGAUGCUUUAUGGAAGAAGUAGGAAUUGUUCCAACUUGAAGGGUGAUGCAGGCAGUAGAACCCCAAAGGACCAGAAGCUUCGAGAAGCUAUGGCUGCCCUGAGGAAGUCAGCCCAAGAUGUCCAAAAGUUCAUGGAUGCUGUCAACAAGAAGACUAGUUCUCAGGACCUGAACAAAGGGGCCUUGGGUCAAGUCCCUGUUGAGUUGAGUAAGGACGGUGACCUGGUUGUCAGCAUGAGAAUCCUGGGCAAGAAAAGGACCAAGACAUGGCACAAGGGGACCCUCAUUGCCAUCCAGACAGUUGGGGCUGGGAGGAAAUUCAAAGUCAAAUUUGACAACAAAGGGAAGAGCCUGUUGUCUGGGAACCAUAUUGCUUAUGACUACCACCCUCCAGCAGACAAGUUGUAUGUAGGCAGCCGUGUGGUAGCCAAGUAUAAGGAUGGGAAUCAAGUCUGGCUCUAUGCUGGCAUCGUGGCUGAGACUCCAAAUGUCAAAAACAAACUCAGGUUCCUCAUCUUCUUUGAUGAUGGCUAUGCAUCCUAUGUCACACAGUCUGAGCUCUAUCCCAUCUGCAGACCAUUGAAGAAGACUUGGGAGGACAUUGAGGACAUUUCCUGCCGAGACUUCAUUGAAGAAUAUAUCACUGCCUACCCCAACCGUCCUAUGGUACUCCUUAAGAGUGGGCAGCUCAUAAAGACUGAAUGGGAAGGCACUUGGUGGAAGUCGCGUGUGGAAGAGGUGGAUGGCAGUCUUGUCAAGAUCCUGUUCCUGGACAGAAUCCGGCCUCUCUCCCUUCUCCCCCGACAUCAGGAUGACAAGCGCUGUGAAUGGAUCUAUCGAGGCUCUACCCGACUAGAGCCCAUGUUCAGCAUGAAGACAUCCACAGCUUCCACCCUGGAGAAGAAACAAGGGGGGCAGCUUCGAACACGCCCAAACAUGGGUGCUGUGAGGAGCAAAGGCCCCGUGGUACAGUAUACUCAAGAUCUCACUGGUACUGGAACCCAGUUCAAGCCCCUAGAACCACCUCGCACUCCCUCCUUGCCUGCCCCCACUCUGUCCCCUCAGGUGGCUGAUUUGGAGAGUCUGGAGAGUCAGCUCGCCCAAGCACGGAAGCAAGUGGCCAAAAAGAGCACAUCUUUCCGGCUAGGUUCUGUGGGCUCUGGCCAUUCAUCCCCUACAUCCCCUGGGCUUAAUGAGGCGGUCCCCGGUGGGAAGUCUGCAGUUGGCCAGACAGUGAGAUUAACACCAGGCUCUGCGACCCCUGGCCCAACUUUCCCAGCUUUUCAUGGCAUGCUGGAGCGGGCUCCAGCUGAACCCUCCUAUCGGGCCCCCAUGGAGAAGCUUUUCUACUUGCCGCACGCCUGUAGUCACACCUGCCUCACCCGAGUGAGGCCGGUGAGCAACGCACAGUACCGGGGCAAGAACCCCCUGUUGGUCCCUCUGCUCUAUGACUUUCGGCGCAUGACGGCCCGGCGCCGGGUCAACCGCAAGAUGGGCUUUCACGUUAUAUAUAAAACACCCUGCGGCCUUUGCCUAAGGACGAUGAAUGAGAUUGAACGCUACCUCUUUGAGACAAGCUGUGAUUUCCUUUUCCUGGAGAUGUUCUGUUUGGACCCUUAUGUUCUUGUGGAUCGGAAAUUCCAGCCCUAUAAGCCUUUUUACUACAUCCUGGACAUCACCCACGGCCAGGAGGACGUUCCUCUUUCAUGUGUCAACGAGAUUGAUACCACCCCCCCACCACAGGUGGCCUACAGCAAGGAGAGGAUCCCGGGGAAGGGCGUCUUCAUCAACACGGGCUGGGAGUUCCUCGUUGGCUGUGACUGCAAGGAUGGUUGUCGGGACAAGUCUAAAUGUGCUUGCCACCAACUUACCAUCCAGGCAACAGCCUGUACCCCCGGAGGCCAGAUCAAUCCUAACUCUGGCUACCAGCAUAAGAGACUAGAUGAGUGCCUGCCGACAGGGGUAUAUGAAUGUAACAAGCGCUGCAAAUGUAACAUCAACAUGUGCACAAACCGCUUGGUACAACAUGGGCUACAGGUCCGACUGCAGCUCUUCAAGACCCAGAACAAGGGCUGGGGCAUCCGCUGUUUGGAUGACAUCGCCAGAGGCUCCUUUGUCUGCAUAUAUGCAGGCAAAAUCCUGACUGAUGAUUUUGCAGACAAGGAGGGUCUGGAAAUGGGGGAUGAGUACUUUGCAAACCUGGACCACAUUGAAAGUGUGGAGAACUUUAAGGAAGGCUAUGAAAGUGAUGCCCCCUGCUCUUCUGACAGCAGCGGGGUGGACUUGAAGGACCAAGAGGAUGGCAACAGUGGUACCGAGGACCCUGAAGAGUCCAAUGACGACAGUUCAGAUGACAACUUCUGCAAAGAUGAGGAUUUUAGUACCAGUUCGGUCUGGCGCAGCUACGCCACCCGGCGGCAAACAAGAGGCCAGAAAGAGAACGGGACGUCAGAGACGGCUUCCAAGGACUCCCGCCCCACUGACUCCGGGACCCCCCAUCUUUCUGCCCCUCAGACUUCCAUGGGGGGUUGCAAACCUCCUUCCUCUGAGGACACACCCAAGAACAAAGUGGCCACAUGGCUAAGCUGCAACAAUGUCAGUGACAGUAGCUUUGCUGACUCAGAUAGCCGCUCCUCCUUCAGGACCAGUGAAGGUGGAGAUGGGAGGGCUGGGGUAGGCCGUGGGGAUGGAGAGAAGCCCUCCAGUUCAGGGUUAGGGGUCAAAGAAGAGGGGGAUAUCAAGCCAUCCAAGAAAGAGGAAUCUGAUGAACAGAGCAAGACUGUGUUGCCUAGUGAAAGUUCCAGGACUUUUGGAUACAACCCAUCCCCCUUGAAGACUGAGGGUAUCAAGGGCCCACCUAGCAAGACCAAUACGCAUCAGGCGCGGAGGCUUGUGGGGCCUGCACAAGCCAAUCCUGAUGAUGUUCUGACAUUAUCCAGCAGCACAGAAAGUGAGGGGGAGAGUGGGACAAGCCGAAAACCUGUAGCUGGUCAGGCUCCAGCCACAGCAGCUGACAGUGAUGACAUCCAGACCAUCUCCUCUGGCUCUGAUGGAGAGGAUUAUGAAGACAAGAAGAACCUGUCUGGCCCAAUCAAACGGCAGGUGGCUGUGAAAUCUACACGAGGUUUCGCUUUAAAAUCAACACAUGGUAUUGCUAUAAAGUCAACCAACAUGGCGUCUGCAGACAAGGGUGAGAGCGUACCUGUUCGCAAGAAUACACGCCAAUUCUAUGAUGGCGAGGAGUCUUGCUACAUCAUUGACGCCAAGCUAGAAGGCAACCUGGGCCGCUAUCUCAAUCACAGCUGCAGUCCCAACCUGUUUGUCCAGAAUGUCUUCGUUGACACCCAUGAUCUUCGUUUCCCCUGGGUGGCUUUCUUUGCCAGCAAGAGGAUACGAGCUGGGACAGAGCUGACCUGGGACUAUAACUAUGAGGUGGGCAGCGUGGAGGGAAAGGAGCUUUUGUGCUGUUGUGGAGCCAUAGAAUGUCGAGGACGACUUCUUUAAACUUCCCUGCUGCAUUCAGGAUCUUCCGAGGCAUCUCAAACCACCUCCCUAUCCAUUGGACUUGAUCCCUCCCCUGCUUCCUCCAGUAGAUAAAAAUGGGAACCCUGCAGUUUGAGGGUUCCUUCCAGUGUGGUGCUAUCAGGCAGGGCCCAUCCCCCAGCCCACAAUCUACUCUCCCAGCAUGUUGGUUUGAGGAGAUCACAGCUUGUGGACAGGGCCCUUCCAUUCCUGCCCCAUCUUCUCUUUCCCCUCUACUGCAUUCAUGUAAGUAUGGCAGUUCUCAUUUGUCCCCAAGAUGGGGAUUGUUUUUCCCAACCUCCCCUCCCCCUCACUCCCACUUUGUAUUCUUCCUUGAAAAUCUUUUAACAAGGAGGUAAAUCUG
Antechinus flavipes (yellow-footed antechinus) is the source of this 5467-nucleotide messenger RNA. RefSeq names its product SET domain bifurcated histone lysine methyltransferase 1 (gene SETDB1). The record is from RefSeq and is a predicted model, not a curated record. Gene Ontology annotation, molecular function: protein binding; histone H3K9 methyltransferase activity; zinc ion binding. The transcript has 20 exons. Gene Ontology annotation, cellular component: nucleus. The coding region runs from base 1555 to 5085 and encodes 1176 amino acids. Gene Ontology annotation, biological process: heterochromatin organization; negative regulation of gene expression. NCBI's taxonomy places the organism in Eukaryota, Metazoa, Chordata, Mammalia, Dasyuromorphia, Dasyuridae.